Messenger RNA from Leguminivora glycinivorella, 3156 nucleotides. RefSeq names its product SET and MYND domain-containing protein 4 (gene Smyd4-4). Bases 8 to 1870 code for a protein of 620 amino acids. Gene Ontology annotation, molecular function: protein binding. The transcript has 2 exons. The record is from RefSeq and is a predicted model, not a curated record. Lineage: Eukaryota; Metazoa; Arthropoda; Insecta; Lepidoptera; Tortricidae.
UGUCAAAAUGAGUAUAGAUUCUUGUUACGAAGGUUUAAUUGAAAAGUUGACUUGGCAAGGCAAAGUAAAAGAAAUAUCCGAGAAACUAUUGACUUGCAAAACAAAUUCAGAGAGAGUACUGCAAGUUUAUGAUGUUAUUAGUGAUUUUGAUGCCUUCCCAGAACCACUUGAGGUGAGUAAGUCAACUGAUUUGUCUUUAUACUACCGUAACCGUGGCAACGAGUGUUUCAAGAACUCUCAGUACUUUGAGGCCUGGCAAUGUUACAACUUGUCCUUGCUCCAUGCUCCUACCAGCUCAGAUGAUUAUGCAUUGGCUUUGUCAAACAGAUCAGCUGUGUUUUUCUUUUUAAAGAAAUAUAAGGAAUGCAUAAAAGAUAUCAAAAUAGUACUAACUUUGAAUUAUCCAGAAAGGUUACAUGAGAAGCUUGUUAAAAGACAAAAGUCUUGUGAAGAGUGCCUUAAAUUAGAUUUGAAUGACUUGAAAACUUUAAUUUCUGAGAGAUCUCUUGAAAUUGAUGAAAUUACAAAAUUAGAAAGUCCAAGAGACAGCACCUAUUUGUGUGCUAGUAACAAACUCCAAGUGGCAUACAAUUCAGAAAUGGGAAGGCAUGUUAUUGCCAAAGAAGAUAUAAAAGUUGGGGAAGUAUUGGUUGAAGAAAAUCCAUAUUUCAUCUUAUUGCAAAAGAAUGAAUAUCUAUUCAGUUGCAGCUAUUGUUUAUCAAGGGACCUGAAUCUCAUUCCUUGUGAUAAUUGCUGUUUUACACUAUUCUGUAGUGAAGAAUGUAAAACUAGCGCAGAGAAGGACUAUCACUCUGUUGAAUGCCCACUAAUGGGUGCUCUUAUUGAUUUAGAAUUCACAAAACUGGAAUUACUCGCAUUGAGAACUACUAUAAAAGCCCAUAACGAUCAUCCGGAUUGGGACAGUUUGUUCAAAACAAUUGAAGAUGCCGAAUCAAACUUGAACUCUGAACAUAGAGGUUGUAUUCUACAAGAUGAUAAAUGGAUUUAUGAUUCAAAAUAUUAUGCUUCUAUCCAUACAUUAGCUACAAAUAUUGAGAGGCGAUCUAAUUCUGAUGUCUUUCAAAAGGCUGUGACUGCCGCAGUGUUUUUGAAAUUUUUGUCUGACCAAACACAAUUCCUCAGCAAUAAUAAUGAUGGAGUCCGUAGAUGUGUAGCUGAUUUGUUACUUCUACAUAUUAUGACAAGUGCUACCAACAUGCAUGGACUGAGUUCGAACAUUGAGAAUGCUGAAGGGAAUUUUGUGGAAGAGUUGAGUCUAGCGAGUGCACCAUAUGCAUUCCAUAGUCUUCUGAACCAUUCCUGUGCCCCCAAUGUGGUGCGGUACAGCAAGCUGGGGUCUGGAAAGAUGACUUUGUUUGCUCUCCGGCCAAUCAAGAAAGGAACACAAAUUUUUGAUAACUAUGGAUCUCAUCACGCCCUCCAAGAUCUGAAAGCGCGGCAGAAGAAUCUCAAAUUUCAGUACAAAUUCAUAUGCGUCUGCGAGGCUUGCGUCAAUGAUUGGCCCACUUACCUCACUAUGAAGAUGUCGUCCAGCAAAACCAAAGUCCCAGUCAACCUCAUGUUACGUAAAGAACAACUCUUAAACCCUGUCAUCAUAGAUAAACUACAGAAAGGGGAUGUAGAUACAGCAUUGAACAUUUUUAAACCUCUCUGCGAAUUGACUGAGGUGUUAGAUCCCUUCGCCCCUAAUGUUGAAUUAGCUGAAUGCCAAGAAACUCUUAAACAGUGCCUUGUUAUCUUUGGAGGACUUGUGCCUUAUGGAUAUAGUAAACUUGUUGAGUGGGACGUUAAAACGAAUAAGAAUUGUUGUAUUACCAAGUUUUUGAGGGGAACAUAUUUUUCAAGUUAGUGAAUUUUUCAAGUGUUACGUUUUUGAUAUUUUAUAUUUAUAACUUGAAUGAGGAGGGACACUGAUAGGUCAGGGAUUCAGGGUAUCUAGCAAACGUCAUAAUCGCUUACGAUAAUAUAUUAAUAUCUUUAACGUAGCUCUCUAAGGUACCAACACCACACCUCGGACACUGGCGAACAAAUAUAUAAAAGGGGCGCGUUCCUAGCACACAUUCUAAGCUGGUGUAAGUGAACGCGUACUGUGCUUGUUUAAGUGAAAUAUCGACUGUUCGCGUUGUUGACAGGCGGUAACUGUGAGGUAACCGAGAUGGGGUGUGCGGCACUUUCAGCGGGGAGCGGGAGUGCCAAUACCGAAGAGAGACAGAGCUAGCUACGAUAACGAUGUUCUGGUAACCGAUUGUUACGUACUGGCGUAUUUGGUACAGAUGUCUCCACUGCAACCGCUGUAAUAGUGCUAAGGCACGACCGCGCCGCACCAAGGUCAUCCACAAACUAUCCUGUAAGUAACAGCGAGAAAGAGUUUUUUUCUCGCUCUUUCUUAAGUGGAAAGUUUCAUGAUGCGGUGCGGGCGUAUGUUAGCUAUUUAACGAAGUACAGUCAACCUAUUGGAAUCCUAGGCCACUUUACAACCAUGUCGAAAUGACAAGCAGUAAGAGAUUUCUUACAAUCUGAUUUAUAAAGUCACUAUGACCUAGUUCUGCAGGGGCCUGGCGUUCCAAUUGGUUGACUGUACCUACGUCCUCCAGCAUAGGGUGUCUUGACAAGCCAGAAAAAAAUCGAGAUAAGGCACUGGUCAUACCGCGACCUAGUAAGCUAUGAGCUACUCCCGUGUAAAUAAAAGAGACACGGCGAUGUCUAUAGUUACUCGCCCAGCGGUGAGCUAUUAAAAUCGCCAUGUCUCUUAUUUGCACGGGAGUGCUUAUCUUUUGUUCGUUUUUAUAGCCGAUAGCUCAUAGCUUACUAGCUCGCGGUGGGACCAGUGCCUAAAGUGUAUAGGCGCCUAGGCGGUUAUAGUGGCGCUACUUGGCGUGAAAGUAUGACACUUUCUCCUCAUUCAUCAUUGGUGAUUGAUUAAAAACCGUGCCAUAUACAUAUCAGCAAUAAAAUAUAAUGUUCCAUUUAUUGCUUAUUACUGUGCUUAUAAUAUAAUGUCUUGUGUUUAAUAAUGAUUUUGUACUGCAGUAUUUUUAUAAAUUUUUAGUAGGAAGUAAGAAAAAGUGUUAUUACAAAAAUUGUUUUAUUGUCUUUUGUACUUACUUAAGAGCAAAUAAAGAGCUUAUGAUUACA